UUGGAAUCGAAGUUGAGCUCCACAUUGUUCGAAAAUCAAAAUUGGUUGGUUAAAGUCAAGUAAAGUAAUUUACAUUCUUACUAAGUGAGGAGACUGAGAUCUAGUGGUCGGUAGUAAUGGCUGGUUCAAAAGAAGACACGCGGGAACAAUUUCGAGCAGAAGUUCAAGAGUGUGUCAAAAGUGGUGGGGACAUUAACAGUAAAUAUGAAGGGAAUAAAACAUUUCUCUUGCGUGCCUUUGAGUUUAAACCAGUAGAUGAAGAAAUCGUCAAAUAUUUAGUUGAAAACGGGGCCGAUCUGAAUUACAGAACUAAUGUUGGCUGCACAGUUCUACAAAGUGCGGUAGAGUCAAAUUUAGUUGAUAUGGUGAUGUAUUUAGUUGAUCAUGAUGCGGAUGUAAAUUGUAUGAAUCGUUUAGGCCUUCCAGUUCUUCACAGCGCUGUAAAACGUGGGUCACUCGAUAUAGUGAAGUGCUUGAUAAAGAACGGCGCUGAUGUGAAUAUUGCUGAUCGCCACGGCAAUACAGUUUUUCACAAGGCUGUAUAUUUCCAGUCAUUAGAUAUUCUAAGAUAUCUUGUUAAGGACGGAGUUGAUGUGAAUUGGGAAAUUGUCGCUCCUCUUGUUUUUUCGUUUUCCGUGAAAUCUGGUUCGCACGACAUUUUGGAGAGCUUAUUCGAAAGAGGGGACAAUAUAAACUUCAAGGAUAACGAAGGUUGCUCAUUCCUCCACACGGCUGUAAACAACGGCUUGCUAGAUAUCGUCAAUAGUUUAGUGGAACAUGGUGCUGACUUGAAUAGCAAAGAUAACAGCGGAGACUCUAUUCUGCACAGUGCUGUUAAACAUUACCUACUACACUUAAAAAAUUCGGCUGAUAAUAAAGCUGAUGUGGAUGGCAAAGGGAAUGAAGAUGUUUUACAGUCUCGAUUAUUUGGCAUCGUGAAUUGUUUGGUUGAACACAACGCUGAAAUCGACCAAACAAAUAGCGAGUUUGGCUCGACACCACUUCAUAUUGCAGCGCAAUUUAAGUCACUAGAAGUUGUCAAGUAUUUAAUUCAAAAUGGAGCCAAUAUUAAGUGCAAAAAUUAUAAAGGUAGAUCCGUUCUUCAUUGUGCCGUGCAGUCUGAUUCUUUGGAGAUUGUGAAAUAUUUAGUUGAAAAACGUAAUGCUGUAAUAAAUGACAAAGAUAUGAAUGGCGAGUCUGUUCUUCACUAUGCUGUAGAAAAGUCAUUUCCAAUUCUCAAAUAUUUGGUUGAACAUGGAGCUGAUGUAAACUGUAAAGCUGAUGGUGGCAAACGAGUUCUUGAUAUUGCUAUUGAAUCUUUCUUGCCGGACAUUGUGAAGUAUUUAUUACAAAACGGGGCGAAUCCAAAUGAUGAAGAUGGAAGAUCAUUUCUUCAUUUUGCAGUAAACUCUGAAAGUGACAUGAUUGUCAAGCAUCUUGUUGAACAUGGGGUUGAUAUCAAUAAACAGGACGAUAGUGGCAAGUCGGCACUUUUUCUCGCUCUGAAAAAUGGAUCCCUAGAUACUGCAAAGUAUUUAGUUGAAAAUGGCGCUAAUCCAAAUUGUAAAAUUGAUUCUCGGGUAACUCUUCUUCAGCUUGCUUUAUAUUCCUAUGGACCAGACCUUGUGAGGUAUUUAGUUGAACAUGGCGCAGAUGUUGAUGAAAAAUGUAAGGAUGGAGAGACGCUCCUGAACGUUGCUUUUACAUCCGGUUCACGAGAAAUGUUAAAGUGUUUGAUUGAAGACUGUCGGGCUAAUAUUAAUGCACACGGUUUUUUAGGCAAAACAGUUUUACAUGUGGCGAUAGAUACUUCUAGUUCAACCCUGGAUAUUAUUGAAUACUUAACUGAACAUGGAGCAGAUCCAAAUAAUACCAAUGAUCUUGGACAGACUGCACUACAUUGUGCUAUGAGGGGGCGUUCUUUAGAUUUUGCCAAGCAUUUAGUUGAGAACUGCCAUGUAAAUGUAAAUGCUGAAGAUAUUUACGGGAACAUAGCUCUUCACGAUGCUGAAUCGUUAGAUAAAGUUGAAUAUUUGAUUGAACACGGGGCUGAUAUAAACAAGAAAAGUAAGCACGAUAGAACAGUUCUAGUAAGUCAUGCCUGGCGUCAUAGAUUUGAUGUGGUGAAAUAUUUAGUCGAGCGUGGGGCAGAUUUGAACCAGUCUGGUCUUGCCGACACAACAGUUCUAUCGACCGUUGUAGGACAACGUGAAUUAGAGUUGGUUAAAUAUUUAGUUCAACAUGGGGCCGAUAUAAAUCAUAUCGAUAGUCAUGGCCAGACUAUCGUGCAUGAAGCUGCGAUAUCAGAUUCACUAGAUAUUGUGAAAUAUUUAGUUGAAGAAUGUGGUGUUAUUGUAAGUACUGACGACGAACGGGAGAUAGAGAUUUUAAACAGAGUUCUUUCGGUGGACAUGAUGGCUUAUCUGCUUGAACAUGGUGUCGAUGUAAACAAGGAGAAUAGCGACGGCGAGACACUUCUUUUCGAUUAUUCUAAAAAUAAUUAUUUAGAAAUGGUGAGAUGUUUGGUCGAACACGGAGCUGACGUGGAUCACAUUAAUGCACGGGGCAGGACAGCUCUGCAUUAUGCUACGAUCUUCAAUCAUCUGAAUAUUGUGACAUAUUUGGUUGAAAAUUGCCAUGCUAAUGUGAAUAGUGAAGAUGUUUACGGCUGCACGGUAUUGCACGGGGCUGCAAAAUCUCGUUUACUGACAAUGGUACAAUACUUAGUCAAUCAUGGUGCUAAUGUUCACGCUGUGAGCAACGAUGGCAACACUGUUCUACACAGUGCUGCAGAAGCUUCCUCAUUCGGCGUUGUUGAGUAUUCACUGCAUAAAUAUGGGAAGAAAGCAGGCAUAUCACCCCAAGACAUACGUCAUACCUAUCGAAACGCCCAAGUAAGCAAUAUUUCCUUAAGUAUUGUUGAGUAUUUGGUUGAGCAUUGCGACGCAGAUGUAAAUAGUCGCAAUUUCAAUGGGCAAACAGUUCUUCAUGUGGCCACAAAAUCCGGUGCACAAGAUGUUGUGGAAUUUUUAGUGAUACAUGGUGCUCAGGUCUGUGAUAAAGAUUUAAAUGGUGACACAGCUAUACAUUAUGCUGUACGUUUAAGUGCAGAAGACAUUAAGAACAUUUUAGUUGAGCGUGGUUAUAUAGGAAACACAUACACUACUUUCCAUAACCUUGCUGAAACGAGUCUCCAAGUUGUGAAUGAGUAUAGUCUUCGCGAACCGCAUGUUAUAACCGAAGAGGAUAAUUACACCGCGGCACCUGUCUUCAAAAUGAUGAAAUUUAAUGCGCUUGACAUUGGAAAGUUUUUAAUCGAGCAGGCAGCUCCUGUCGAUCAGGCCAAUUUUGGAAGUAAUGCAGUCUUACAUUGUGCUGUGAGCUCAGGUUCACGAGAUAUUGUUGAAUAUCUGAUUGAAGGUUUUCAUGCUGAUGUGAAUGCUGAAGAUGACAAUGGCUGCAAAGUUUUGCAUAAAGCUGUAAAAUCUCAUUCAUUGGACAUUGUGCAAUACCUAAUUAAACAUGGAGCCAAUGCUGAUUAUGUCAAUAGUGCAGGCAGGACAGUUCUACACUACGCUGUAACAUCAGAUUCACUAGAUAUUAUUAAAUAUUUAGUGGAAGGCUUUUGCUCUGAUGUGAAUGCGGAAAAUACUAACGGUUGCACCAUUUUGCACGAAGCGGCAAAAUCAUCUUCGUUAGAGGUUGUGCAAUUCCUCAUUGAACAUGGGGCGAAUGUGAACUGUAUCGAUCAUCAAGGUAGGACAGUUCUUCAUUAUGCUGUGACCAGGCGUUCACUGGAUACUGUCAAAUACUUGGUUGAAAACUGUCAGGCUGAUGUAAAUGCUAAAGAUGUAAACGGCUGCUCUAUUUUACACGAAACCCGUUCAGUGGACACAAUGAAAUAUUUACUUCAACACACGCCUGAUGUAAACUGUGUUGAUAGCAAAGCCAGAACAAUACUUCAUUAUGCUGCCAUUUCAAGUUCACUAGAUGUCGUUAAAUAUUUAGUUGAAGAUUGUCAAGCCAACGUGAACGCUGAAGAUCUAAAUCAAUGUUCAGUUUUACAUGCUGCUGUACAUUCUCGUUCACUAGAAGGAGUAAAGUAUUUAGUGGAUCACGGUGUUGAUGUCAAUGCUAUGAAUAUCAGCGGUUGCACAGUUCUACACAGUGCUGUCAAGUCGCGUUCUCUAGAUAUAUUUGACUAUUUGCUUAGACAUGGUGCUGAUGUCAAUCGUAUGGGUAAUUCCAGGUGGUCAAUACUUCACAGCGCUGUUAAAGCUAGUUCAUAUUCCUGUGUAAAACGUUUGAUUCGUCUUGGAACGAAUGUCAAUGGUGAAGAUAUUUACGGCCUGACAGUUCUCCGCACUGCUGAGAGGUUUGGUUCGAGAAAAAUUGUCGAAUAUUUAAUUAAUCAUGGGGCUGCAUGAACCUAUAGACGUGCAUGAAGCUGGAGUGCCACACAAAUGUGUGACCUUGUUUUUUUUUUUGAAAGGAAUUAUUUUAGUACGAUGUUCAGUUACAUCUUUAGUGUUAUGUUCAGUUACAUUUAGUACCAUCGAAUGUAAGCCAGUAGUAAUAUGGCUUUCGUUAAUCUUAACAAUUAGAUUAGAGAACUGUAUUGUUAUUCAAAUAACUGUCUAUUUACAGGGUGUUUCAAAAAAAAGGUAAUCCAACUUCAACACGCUAUUGAACGUGAACUACUCAG
This is a messenger RNA of Dendronephthya gigantea, 4705 nucleotides long. Its product is annotated as serine/threonine-protein phosphatase 6 regulatory ankyrin repeat subunit B-like. The transcript has 2 exons. NCBI's taxonomy places the organism in Eukaryota, Metazoa, Cnidaria, Anthozoa, Malacalcyonacea, Nephtheidae. Gene Ontology annotation, cellular component: cytoplasm. The record is from RefSeq and is a predicted model, not a curated record. Bases 117 to 4427 code for a protein of 1436 amino acids. Gene Ontology annotation, molecular function: protein binding.